CGACUCACGAGGAAGCCCAAUCCAAUCCAAGCAAGCAGGCAAUCGGCAGUGCUUCGAGUGAACGUAACGAAUGGAGACGCAUAGCUGUUUUCAGUCCUCACUGUCACCGACCAGGCGUCUCCUUUGGUUUGAGUGAGGAACGCGCGGCCGUGUAACAUUCGCUUGUUGAACGCGAUCGCGGACGGUUGUACUUUCAGUGUGUGUGUUUCUGUCGAGAAAUACAAAAAACAAACAAACAACGCAGCAAAAAAAAGAUCCUUGGAGGUCAAACACGUCCCUCGGUCACUUCUUUUUUUUUGUUGUGGACAGCCACCGGUGCCAUAGUGACCACCCGUAGCGAAUGGAAAAACAAAAUGGAAAACAGCAAUUGUUUCGAGUGAUCCCUGGCGAUGUUUGAACUCUGCUGCUCUGGCGGGAAAUAAACAAACAAAACAAACAAACGGCCGGCCGCUGUUGUAAUUGAAAAAUAAAAGUGCUGAGGGUUUGCAUUUCGGAUUUUGAUUUAAGGCCCGCCGAGUCGAUUGCCACGGGUUUUUUGGGUGCGUGGAACCGUCGACCGGCGAUGAUGGAGUGGAGCGAAUUAUAAUCAGUUCGAUGGUGGUGUUUUUUAUCGCAUAGACGCAGAGGAACCCGGAAGAAUCCAUAAAAAUGAUAUGCUGGUAAGGUGGUUCCCUUUUAUCGGAGCUGCAGUUGGGUUCAGUCGCAGAAAUAAGGAGCUUGAUGCUGAAAGUGAAAUGUGAGGGUUUCAUCACUGAAAAAAGGUAAACGAGAAGAAGAAAUUUUGGAAGAAAAUUGUGAGAAGUGAUAAUAAAAAGUUGCCUCGUUAAAGUGUAAGGUGGCUGUGUGAUCAAUUUACGAAGGCGAACAGUGAAGUGUUCCUACGGUAGGCCAGACGGAAACGGCGAAGCACCGUACGAUAAUUGAAAUCAUACCAACGACGUCGUAGAUCCGGUAACGAGCUAUCCACUUACCGUUUGCCGAUGGGUGGUUUGCUGCAACUCUAUCGUUCCGUGGUGAUGCCUAGUGCCUAGUGCUGCGUAAUCAAAACUAUACUCAUAAACCGUGCCCUCGAACGCUCGUUUCGAAACAACGGCAUCGAAUAACAAACAAUCGGACGGGGCCGGUUGUGCGGCCAGCAGGCGAAUAUCCGCUUCCGAAACGAAACAAGACGAACCGUGAUUGGAGAUGGGUGUAACCUCAUCGUCACGUCAGGACGCUAGCCUGCUCUCGGAUGAAGAUGUGAACUUUGACCAUUUCCAGAUACUGCGGAACAUCGGCAAGGGCAGCUUCGGAAAGGUUUGCAUCGUACAGAAACGGGACAGCGGAGCACUGUUUGCCAUGAAGUACGUCAGCCGGAAUGCCUGCAUCGGACGGGGAGCGCUGGGUGGCGUCCUGAAGGAGGUCGAACUGCUGGCCACGUUGGAACACCCGUUUCUGGUCAAUCUGUGGUUCUCCUUUCAAGAUGAGGAGGACCUGUUUAUGGUGUGCGAUUUGCUGGCCGGGGGAGAUUUGCGCUAUCAUCUGAACCACCAGGUGGAAUUCUCGGAAGCCAGUGUUGCCUUAUUGGUGUGCGAAAUCGGUUCCGUGUUGGACUAUUUGCAGAAGCAACGAGUCGUCCACAGGGAUAUCAAACCGGACAACAUCUUGCUGGAUGAGGAAGGACACGCGCACCUCACCGAUUUCAACAUCGCAACCCGUCUGCCACCGGACGGGCUGGCCUGCAGCAUGUCCGGGACCAAGCCGUACAUGGCGCCGGAGGUUUUCAUGUGUGCCUUAGAGGAGAUCGCCGGAUACAGCUACCCAGUGGACUGGUGGUCGCUAGGAAUUGUCGCCUACGAGAUGCGCUCCGGAAACCGACCGUUCGUGGUGCAUUCCGCCACGCCCCUGGUCGAAGUCAAGAACAUCCUGAACACCCAGCCGCACUUUCCCCGUCACUGGAGCGACAACUUUAUCGAUCUGCUCAGCAAGCUACUCAGCGUCCAACCGGGUCCCCGGAUCAGCAGUCAGCGGGAACUGCAGCAAACGAAGCUGCUACGUGGUACCAGCUUCGAACGGAUACUCGGCAAACAGAGCAAUCCACCGUUCAAGCCUUCCAAGGACCAUUUGAAUUGUGAUCCCAGUCUGGAACUGGAAGAGAUGAUUAUCGAGGCCAAACCGCUCCACAAGAAGAAGAAACGUCUGGCCAAGCAGCGGUCCAUCAACCGUGAUAACCCGAACCAUAGCCAGCAGCAGAAUCAACUGAGUGAGCUGGACAGUGCCCUGCUGAAGCAGUUCCUGGUUUACAACCGGUUCAAGGAGCAAAAGCGAAAAGCUAUGGAACAGAAGGAAACCGACUGGCAGCAGGAACUGGACCAGGCGAUGGCCAGUUCCGAUGUAGAGGGUACCGGUGAACCGAAUGCGAAAGAGAAUAAGCUGACCACGAUUCAGGAGGGUGGAGAUGGCGAAGACUCGACGCCACCCGGAAUCAACGGUAGCAGCCGGGUUAGGAAUCCAGUGCAGACUCAACAGACGGACAGUUUGGAUUACAUCGAUCGGACUCCCUCGCCCAAACCGAGCAUUUAGUAGUGGGUUCGCGUCCGCGUUAGUUGAGUGUCUAUUGUUUCGGGUAAACAAAAUGCGUGUCGGUUGAAACUGUAGAAUGUUUGGUCCUAGCUUCUGCUAUGUUGUUAUUGUUGUUAUGGUACACAUUAUUUAUACUAGACUUUUUUUCACCUGGACUAUUGUAAGUAGAUUUCAGAUUGUUUGACAUAUGAUGCUGUUACUUAGAAUGAUGAGGGCUUAUAGUUUAUUUGCAAAAACGGAAAUUAGAAAGAAUUAUUUAAAAACACGCAUAACUGAGACUGAGUAUAUUAAUAGGUGGAAAACAAAGUGAGUCAAACAAACAAGAAACAAAACAAACAGAAACGCAUUCUAAUCUAAACAAAACUAGGCAAUCAUUGUAUCAAUUCCAAUCUUAGAAACUCGUAGUAAAGUAGACAGUUGUAAUAGCGAACGACUGCCAUCAAGUACAUACACACACACACGAUAAAUACUCUGUAGGCGUACCGUUGUGAGGGUCGUUCAUAUUUUUUACCAUAAAAAAAAAUAUGAUAAAAUCGUAGCUGAGUUCUUUUGAUCGAGUCAAUCUACGUGAUCUGACACAUUGAUUUUUUGAUAGUCUAUAAUAAGAGUAAAAGAAUUCGACCUUCCACAGACUUGAUAAAAUUGAUUGAUUAACAGAAUUGUCAAUAUAAAUACCGCCUCUGUACAUACUUACUCACUAUGGUUCAGAUUUGAAGUACAAUUCAAUUGUUCAGAACGAGUAACAAUGAAAUGAGUAGUAUAGUUUUCUUUAUGAACCUAGCUUUUAGUGUCUUCUUUUUUAGUUCUCUGAUCCAGAUAGAUUAUAGGCGAGGAAUGAAAUUAGAGCUUUAGGGUUGACGUCUCAAAAGAUACUUAUCCUCUCUGUUCUAAAUAAUCAAAUGGAUCUCGAAAAAAAACUACAGGCGGAAGAAAAAAAACAGAAAAGCUCAUGUCAUCUGCCUUAUCUUUUGCCCUAACACAAAUACCAAACUAUCGAAUAACUGAUUUGCUAUAAAAAAACGAUCAAUAAAAACCCAAUUGAACGGAAUCACAAGAUUCCACAAUUUAUAAUCAGAGAUAGUAGUAGAGAUGCGGUAGAAAAUUUCAUCACACGAGAAAUAUUCAAUUGGCUCAAAAUCGAAACUGUCAAUUUUCCGUCAUCUGAAAAUAAAAUUAACAUAAAUGCACCAACAGUCAAUAGUUCAGCAAA
Malaya genurostris is the source of this 3772-nucleotide messenger RNA. Its product is annotated as serine/threonine-protein kinase 32A. Bases 1186 to 2562 code for a protein of 458 amino acids. Lineage: Eukaryota; Metazoa; Arthropoda; Insecta; Diptera; Culicidae. The transcript is spliced from 10 exons. Gene Ontology annotation, molecular function: G protein-coupled receptor kinase activity; G protein-coupled receptor binding; ATP binding. The record is from RefSeq and is a predicted model, not a curated record. Gene Ontology annotation, biological process: G protein-coupled receptor signaling pathway; regulation of signal transduction; protein phosphorylation.